Mangifera indica (mango) is the source of this 2052-nucleotide messenger RNA. Its product is annotated as U-box domain-containing protein 30-like. The coding region runs from base 301 to 1635 and encodes 444 amino acids. The record is from RefSeq and is a predicted model, not a curated record. The transcript is spliced from 2 exons. Gene Ontology annotation, molecular function: ubiquitin protein ligase activity. Gene Ontology annotation, biological process: protein ubiquitination. Lineage: Eukaryota; Viridiplantae; Streptophyta; Magnoliopsida; Sapindales; Anacardiaceae.
CUCUAGAUUAUCUCUUCUCAUUAUCCAAGGGACCAGAGCUCCUAGAAAUUUGAGAGACUACUUUUUCUUAGAUUUUCCCUCAAAACAAUUUUUCAAUUGCAUAAAAAACCGGACACAACGGUGACUAACGAUGACACUGCACGUGUGGUGCACAAUUGCCUAGACUCGAAUCACUGGCUAUAGCCAGUAACUCUUGGUAAUAUUGCUUUUCUUCUUUCCCAGAAGAAGACCAGCGAAGAGACUGCAGAAGUUGAUAGCUUAUCUUUCUGUUCUCUCUUCUUCUGUCAAUCACUUGUUAAAAUGCCUAUGUAUGAGUCAACUAAGUUUGAUUGGAGUGGUGGUGGCGGUGGGCAAGUCCUAGAUCUAGAAACAGCCGUGAAAGAUGGCAUUUUAGGUGGUGACGUCAGUGGUCCAGUUUAUACUGGUCUUGCAGACAAAAUGGAUCUGAAGAUAAUGAUACAAGAGCUUGAAUCAAUUGAUGUGCCAUCCGUGUUUAUCUGUCCAAUUUCAUUAGCCCCAAUGCAAGAACCGGUGACUCUGUGUACCGGCCAGACUUAUGAGAGAUCCAACAUUUUGAAAUGGUUCUCCCUCGGCCGUUUCACUUGCCCUACUACGAUGCAAGAACUCUGGGACAAUUCUGUCACUCCUAACAACACCCUUCAGCAACUCAUUUUUUCCUGGUUCUCCAUCAAAUAUGCUGCCAUGAAGAAGAAAUCAGAGGAUGUGCAUGGAAGAUCUAUUGAGAUUUUGGAGACUUUAAAGAAAGUUAAAGGUCAAGCUAGAGUUCAAGCUCUUAAAGAGCUUAGGAAGCUUGUAAGUAUUCAUUCUACUGCUAAAAAGGCUGUUGUUGGUAAUAAUGGUGUUGGUUUGAUUUCUUUUUUGUUGGGUCCUUUCACUACUCAUGCUGUUGGGUCAGAGGCAAUUGGGAUUCUGGUCAAGCUGGACCUUGAUCUGGAAACAAAGAAGAAUUUGAUGCAGCCAGCAAAGAUUUCGUUAAUGGUGGAUAUGCUAAAUGAAGGAACCAUUGAGACAAAGAUUAAUUGCACGAAGUUAAUCGAAAUUUUAAUGGAAGCCGGUUUAGGGUCUGAGAAGGUGUCUAGCUGUAGUCUUUUGGUUGGUUUGUUGAGAUUAGUGAAGGAUAAGAGGCACCAAAACGGGGUAUUGGCUGGACUGGGCUUGCUCAAGACAAUUUGUUCUCAUGAGGCUGUGAAAUAUUCGCUUGUCAGCAUCGGAGCAGUUCCUCAGUUAGUCGAGAUACUACCUAGUUUGAGUAAUGAGUGUCUGGAGUUAGCACUUCACAUACUCGAGGCCGUGUCGACAGUUGCUAAGGGAAGAUUGGCUUUGAAAGAUUGUCCCUGUACAAUACCAAAUGUUGUGAAGUUGUUGAUGAGGGUUUCUGAAAGUUGUACUCAGUUUGCCUUGUCGAUAUUAUGGGCAGUGUGCAAGCUUGCACCAGAUGAAUGUGCUCCACUUGCUGUGGAUGCAGGUUUGGCGGCCAAGCUACUUCUGGUAAUGCAGAGUGGCUGCAGUCCUGAAUUGAAGCAGCAGUCAGCAGAGCUCUUGAAAUUAUGUAGUCUAAAUUACUCGGCUUCUAUAUUCCUUUCAAAGUGUAAGCUUACUAGAUCUUUACAGUGAAGCAAAUUGGCAAAAUGUUGAUAGACUAAAUAUUAAUGAUGAGUCAUAGCUAGAUCAAGCUUAGGUCAAGUGAUAAGUAAACAGCCUGACAUUUUUCCAAAGCUUUACAAUAAUCCCUGAACAAGCUUGUGAUGGUUGCAGACUUGUAUCGAUCCACAAGAGAAUGGUGUAAGUAUGUCUCCAUUGAGUGGAAUAGAGGCUUUUGCUAGAAAAUGCAGGAAAGGGUAUUCCUCUGAGCACUUGUUUUCAUUUGUAUAUGUAGUCAAAAUUCACUGGGUUGCCUGUAAUAUUGAUCUAAAAAAUUUCAGUGUAAAUUUUUUAGAUCUUCUGGUUUCUGGAUGUAAAAAUUUUGUAUGAUGAACUCCCUUCUGUAAUUUUUGCAAGAUAUGAUUUAACAUCCGGUGUGAAAAUUUUCAA